This is a messenger RNA of Neurospora tetrasperma FGSC 2508, 2370 nucleotides long. RefSeq lists its product as uncharacterized. Lineage: Eukaryota; Fungi; Ascomycota; Sordariomycetes; Sordariales; Sordariaceae. The transcript is spliced from 2 exons. Gene Ontology annotation, biological process: intracellular calcium ion homeostasis. The record is from RefSeq and is a predicted model, not a curated record. Gene Ontology annotation, cellular component: perinuclear region of cytoplasm. The coding region runs from base 1 to 2226 and encodes 741 amino acids.
AUGGCAUCGACGUCGGCAGAGCUGAUCGUCGCCAAAGCGGCCCUCACAGGCGCCCUUUUUCGAGCAGACCCGCAGUCCUGUUCUCGCGACGAGAUCGAGUCGACGCUCACGUUGCUGAACACGGCCACCGCCGAGUGCUCGCCCUCCAAUGUCCAGUUGUGCGGCAUAUCUGUUUGCCCCGCGCCGUAUGUUCAGAAAUGCAAGCAAUGGGCUCUCACCAACCUGGUUCCGUCCUCUAUGCGGAUCGCUCCCUUUUGCAAGUACCUGAUCGCACUCGUCAAGUCGUAUGGCCAGGGCCAGGCCAAGGAUCUCACCGAGAGCGAGAAAAAGAAAGGCCGUGAGACGUCAGUCAAGCGCAAACGUCUCCAUGCCCUCUACCUUCUCAACGACAUCCUCUACCAUGUCAAGUUCCGCAACCACGAUGACAGCUUCGCUCCCAAGUUAGAACAGGCGCUUCUCGUUUUGGUCAGCAGCGCCUCUUCGUUCACCAACUGCCCGAAGCACAUUCGCAAAAUUCAAGACUUGAUUUCACUAUGGGAGGAAAAGGGUUACUUCUCAGAGGCUGUAAUCAAGCAGCUACGGGUAGCCGUAGAAGACGGGCCAUCAUCGAAUGCUUCUGUCCAGAACACUGCGCAGCCGGCUGCCACAUCUACCAGCUCAAUGCCCAAGCCCGUAAGAGCAGCUCCUUAUAUCAUGCCAGCCAUGCACGGCGAUCCGUCCAUACCAUGGUACGACUUGCCGGCAGGCAACUGGAUGCCCGUACUAGAACCAAACUCUACGAGGCCCAUGAACCCCGACAUGAUUAAGCCUCUUGUGUUGCCCGCAGGACCGGCAGAGAAAACACUCAUGCAGGCGGUUCAGAAACUGCUCGUCGAUGUGGACAACAUCUUCUCCAAGGAUGCCGCGAACCUUGAUGGACCUACACCUGAAAUUGGGCAGAUGGGAGAGAUCAUAGAGAUCGAUGAGAUCACUGGCGAGGUCAUCGGAGGUGAAACCUACUAUGGCUGGUCUCGAAACUUUUGCGAGAAAAUGAAGAAACGGAAUCAGCGCGGAGCUUCGGGCAACGACAGCCGAUCGCGGACUCGAGAAAGAACACGGUCAUCGAGGUCGAGGUCGAGGUCGAGGUCGAGGUCGCGCUCAUACAGCCCCAGUCGAAGUAGAGACUCGAGCCGGGGAUCCGAUGCUAGACCUGCUUUCAAACGCCAGCGGUUGUCAGAAUCGCCAGAAAGAAGGUACCGGAGCCGGAGUAGAUCAAGAAGUCAAAGUCGCAGCCGGAGCCGGAGCCGUGACAGGAGCCGUGACAGAAGUGCCCGUAGUCGUGGCUAUGAUUCACGCAGUCGCUCCAGGUCUCGCUCACGGGGUAGAUACAGGUCUAGAUCCAGAUCAAGAUCAACAAGUCGUCCAGGCUUCCGACAGAGGAGUCCAAGGUACGGUUCCCGUGGUCGAAGUCGCUCUGAGUCUCCUGCUAGACUUAGAGGAGGACAACAUCAACAACCACCUUAUCAUGCUCCUCCACCGCUUACCGGCUUUCCCACGGGGAUGCCGCCUCGCCCACCACAGCACCCGGGCGUCUUCGUACCGCCGCCGCCACCACCGCACAACCAACCAGUCGGUAAUUUCCAUCCGGUCCCGCCUCCCAUCGGCUUUCCUGUUGCUGCCCCUCCUCUCCCAGGACAACCUCACCAACUCCCCAGCUUCCCAGUCCCGCCCCCUCCUCCCCCUCCGCAAAACUAUCAAGGUCAAUGGCCACCUCCGCCGCCCGGCCCGCCUCAUCAAUACUCUCAGCAUCCUCAACAUCCAACUCCUCCGCCGCACAUCACCCCGUCGCCGCCGCCGAACUUCUUCCCACCCGGUGGCCCGAUGGCUGUACCUCCUCACCCUCCCCCAUUCGUUCCUUCUUCGGGCGGUGCUUGGCCGCCUCCGCCGUCGCCGCACUCGAAUCAACCUCCCCAUCAUGCUCAGCAUCAACAGCAUCAGCAGCAGCAACCCCAGUAUCAUCAAUCUCAACAGCACCAAGGUCGUGACUAUCAAGGUUAUUCCCAGCACCAGCCGCGCGAUUAUCAGCAGCACCAGCACCAGCAGGGACGUGAAGGAGACUAUGGAGGAGGAAGCGGAUCGGGUUACAGAGGUGGACGUGGGGGUGGAGGGGCCGGACGGGGUGAUUACGGUCGAGGGGGGUAUGGAGGGCAGCGUGGUGGUGCCCCGUGGGGUGGUGGUUGGGCGUGAUUGAGUAAGUGAGCAAGCAGGUAUCUUCUGCUGGGUUGGUUGGAUCGAUAGAAUAGGGGUGGUCAAGGAAGGAAAUGGUUAUUGAUGAUGAACAGAGACCAACAGAAUUAUUCACUGUAGAUGUGUUCUUAUCGCGUGCUUGGG